Molecule: messenger RNA, 519 nt
Organism: Eriocheir sinensis (Chinese mitten crab)
Lineage: Eukaryota; Metazoa; Arthropoda; Malacostraca; Decapoda; Varunidae
Exons: 4
Coding region: 10-519 (169 amino acids)
Source: RefSeq, a predicted model, not a curated record
GGGGGACGGAUGAUAGUGACUUGCCCAGAAAACACUUACUUCUUCUUUGGUCUCUACACCGACCGGCUACCUGUGGUCACGCUCACCUGUAAUGAUGGCAGGUGGGGUCUCGAGGAACCUGACCCCAGCAACGUGGAGACUCACCGCUGGGAGACGCGACUCAACGGGUGCUACGAGAGGGCGAAGUGUUACCUGGAGUACCCGCUAAUGAGCCCCGUGCAGGUGUGGCCGGCUACAGCGGAGGCCCAGGUGAACAGGUCAGGUGAAGUGAUUAACCUGGCGGAGGGAGCACAUUUGGAGCCAGGUGACAUGCUGGUCCUGAAGGGGGACGAGAAUGACCAGGUGAGUCUUACCUGUGCCAGAUCUCAUCAACUCUUCUGGCACCUCGACGGCGUCUCCUCCAGUUACACCUUCACCUGUCAGUCCACGGGCAGCUGGAGUGCGGGUCGGGCCAGGUGCUAUCCAGUUUUUUGUUUGUUUUCUAUAUUAUUUGCCCUGGAGUUGUUUUCUUAUGUCUAA